AAGUGUGUUCCUUGAUGCAGUAGCGACGCAGGAGGAGGGGGAGAAGCACGCAUCCGACUGAGGGAUCCCGCUCGUCCCAGCCGGUGUCACUGCCGUCUUUCCUUCUGGAGUGUGACUUUGUGCGAUAACCUCCUCCCAGUGCCAUCAUAACAUCCCCGCCGGGUCACCUUAACUCUCACACCCCGAAGAUGGUACCCGCAGUCAUGUCCCUGCCCGUGCUGACACUGGCAGCCCUCAUCACGCUGCGCGCCGUCUCCUCGCAAAACGAGCCAUCAAUCGCUGCUUCUGAGCACACUUCUCUUCCCGUGGAAGGCCACAGUCCUCCUUUUGCUCUUCAGUGCAACCUGACCAGCAGCGACAAUCCGCUCCUGGAUAGCUACUGGAUGAAAAAUGGGGAGGAGAUCCCAGAAACCCACAGUCCAAAUAGGAAUACCGAGUACAAGCUGAAAAAACCAAGAGGAGACGAUGCCGGUGUUUAUAUGUGCGUCUUCACCUUUGAGAUGUCUCCUGCCGCCAACACCACCAUUGAAGUUAAAGCUGCUCCUGAGAUUACAGGCCACAAACGUAGUGAGAAUAGGAACGAGGGCCAGCGUGCUUUGCUCUACUGUAAAUCGGUGGGCUACCCUCAUCCCUCCUGGACCUGGCGCAAACUUGACAACGGCAUUUAUAGGGAAAUUGACAACUCAUCCGGGCGCUUCUUCAUCAACAGCAAAGACAAUUACACCGAGCUCAGCAUUGACAGCCUGGACAUUAACCUGGACCCAGGGGAGUACCAGUGUAAUGCCACCAACUUGAUUGGCAGCAGCGAUGAGAGCUCCAUGCUUAGAGUCCGCAGCCAUUUGGCACCCUUGUGGCCUCUUUUGGGGGUUUUGGCCGAGAUCAUCAUCCUGGUCGUCAUCAUCGUUGUUUAUGAGAAGCGCAAGAAGCCUGAGGAUUUACAAGACGAUGAUGACCCAGUUGGACCAGUGAAAACCAAUUCAACGAACAAUCACAAAGAUAAGAACCUGCGCCAGAGGAAUACAAAUUAAGCUGCCCGUCUGCAGGGUUACAUUAUGCUUACACACGCAUUGACCAGGUGAAGGUAAACAACAAUGGAGUCCAAAGCAGUCGGUAUAUAAUGGAACUGCCAUUAAAAGUGUGGUUGUGAGAGAAUUAAAAUGAAGCAUGCCUUAUGAUUUGAUUGUGUGAGUGUGAAAUGCUCUAAUCAAUAUGUGAUUGUUAACCUAACCAUUGUUACUGCAUGACGUGUAUGCUCCCUCUAUCGUUUGCUACUUUUACACUUUAAGCACUGCUAAAACUAUGGCAUGCAAGAUACUGAUCCUCUAUUUGAGACAGCAUUGCUUUGUCUUCUCCUCUCAGAGUGGCUUCAUGUAGAAUAAUCAGGGGUGCCCAUUAGGUUGAUCGCCAGCCUCCAGUUGAUUAAAAAAAAUAGACCUUAAAAUGAUCAAUCGUCAAUAAGACGUCACUUUCGUCACUUGAGGGUCUUGUGAGAUGACGCUGGCUGCUGCCAGAUCGUUAUUAAGAAAAAAUGACCGACAGGAAGGCGAGAAAUACUUUUUAUUUCAGCACUCUCUCGCUGUACCUGCCGUGAAAACUCUUAAAGACCGGCUGCACAGUUCCUGUCUUCACAAUAAAAGCCCUGCUUCAUCCUGCCUGCGCUAACAAAAUAAGAGUCUUGUGCACAAGUGAGCAAACUACGGAGUUUGCCGCCAAUGCAUUUCUUGUAAAGUGUAUAAAAAGGAGUAUGGAAGCUGGACAAAUAAGAUGGCAAAAAGCAAGCACUUUCAUGUGGUAUUGGACAGAAAGGACUUUUUUCUCCUCCAUUUGAAAUGUGGACGUUAUCAUCACUACUGUCUGAUUCCAAUUAAUGCAAGUCCUCACAAUCAGGUAAUACACCAACUUAUAUUCUUGUCUUCAUGAAAGAAACAUGCUUGUAUUAUAAUUAAACACAUUUAACUUGUUAACAAAAACCUCUCUUUCAUAAAUAAAUCAAUAUAAAUGAUAUACAUGAAUGAGGUACAUCUCCUCCACUUGGUCAGUUGAGAAGUAGCUGGUGUGGGCACCUCUGAUGUAGAUAAUCUUUUUUGUAAGUUUUCAGGAAAUUAAACAUCUCUGCAGUGUAGAAAACGGCGCGAUGGUCAGAUAAGGCAGUUUUGUACGAUUUUAUUACUCUCCUACAUAUCAUGACUUAAGAAUCAUCAUUAUGAUAUUAAUAUUGCAUUUCAAGGGCUUUGCAAUGUCCCUCUAAACCUAAUAAGGUUCAAUUGAUGUACUGUAUGUAUUAAAUCAUGAUAGCUAUGUAUUGAUAUAAAUAGUAUAAUGCACUUAAAUGUUGACUAAUUGUAUAAAGUAUGAAAUAUGCUCCAAUCAUUGGAAGGUUGAGUUGUAAUUACACUAUGUAUGUACAGCAUGGCUCUUAUCCUAUGCAACUAAUAUCAAUAUAUUGACUAAGCAGCUUUUCAUUUUUCUGUGACAGCUUUAAGGAAUAUUAGAUGUUAUAUCACACAGCUGCAUGGUUUCUGUACAGUGGAGGUGGAAGGGACUUGAACAGCCUGUGACACAAAACUACCACCCAUUUUUACCAAUAAACAUUUCAAAACAUC
Molecule: messenger RNA, 2603 nt
Organism: Nerophis lumbriciformis (worm pipefish)
Lineage: Eukaryota; Metazoa; Chordata; Actinopteri; Syngnathiformes; Syngnathidae
Source: RefSeq, a predicted model, not a curated record